Molecule: messenger RNA, 1401 nt
Organism: Elephantulus edwardii (Cape elephant shrew)
Lineage: Eukaryota; Metazoa; Chordata; Mammalia; Macroscelidea; Macroscelididae
Gene: SLC10A2
Product: solute carrier family 10 (sodium/bile acid cotransporter), member 2
Exons: 7
Coding region: 1-1401 (466 amino acids)
Biological process (GO): bile acid and bile salt transport
Cellular component (GO): apical plasma membrane
Molecular function (GO): bile acid:sodium symporter activity
Source: RefSeq, a predicted model, not a curated record
AUGUCUAAUUCAACAAACUGCUCGGCUGUUGCAACAAUUUGUGAUGGUGCAUCCUGUGUGGUGCCUGAGAGUGACCCCAACUACAUUCUAAGUGUAGUUAUGAGUACAGUUCUCACCAUUAUGUUGGCUUUGGUGAUGUUCUCCAUGGGCUGCAACGUAGAAGCCAAGAAAUUCUUAGGGCACAUACGGCGGCCAUGGGGGAUAUUUGUCGGCUUCCUCUGCCAGUUUGGAAUCAUGCCUCUUACAGGAUUCAUCUUGUCAAUAGCCUUUGAUAUCCUUCCCAUCCAAGCUGUGGUGGUUCUCAUCAUAGGAUGCUGUCCUGGAGGAACUUCUUCCAAUAUCUUGGCAUAUUGGGUUGAUGGUGACAUGGACUUGAGCGUCAGCAUGACUACAUGUUCUACACUGCUUUCCCUAGGGAUGAUGCCACUGUGUCUCUUUAUCUAUACCAAAAUGUGGGCUGAUACUGGGACAAUCACGAUUCCCUAUGAUAGUAUAGGUAUUUCUUUGGUAACUCUUGUUAUUCCUGUUUCUGUUGGGAUGUUUGUUAAUCACAAGUGGCCCCAGAAAGCAAAGAUCAUACUUAAGAUUGGGUCCAUAACAGGAAUCGUUCUCAUUGUGCUCAUUGCUGUGAUUGGAGGAAUAUUGUAUCAAGGUUCUUGGUCCAUUCAUCCCAAACUCUGGAUUAUAGGAACAAUAUUUCCUAUUAUUGGCUAUUCCCUGGGUUUCUUUCUAGCUAGAAUAGCUGGUCUGCCCUGGUACAGGUGUCGGACAGUGGGUUUCGAAACAGGGAUGCAGAAUACCCAGCUGUGUUCCACCAUAGUCCAGCUCUCCUUCAGUCCUGAGCAGCUCACGUAUAUGUUCACCUUCCCACUCAUCUACAGCGUUUUCCAGCUGGUUUUCGGAGGAUUAUUCUUAGGAUUUUAUGUGGCAUACAAGAAAUACUAUGGAAAAAAUAAAGAAGAUCUUCUAGAGAGCAGAGACAAUGAAGCACUACCUGAGUCGUCGUUCUACAAGACAAAUGGAGGAUUUCAGCCAGAUUCAAAACCCUUCCCCCCUAAUUUGGGGCGAGCAGAGCUGCACCCAGUGGAAAUAAAGCCGUUUCAGGAUUAUCGAAAACUCAGCAACAAUCUUGGUGGUCCUGGGUCAUCACGUACUCCCUCAGCUGGAAGGUCUUUCUCUGGCCUCAAUUCCCGCCUAAAGGCCCCACCUCCCAACUACAGUGGAGUCUUCCGCACCCAGCGCAUUGACCUCUACCAGCAGGCCUCCCCACCGGAUGCCCUGCGCUGGAUGCCGAAGCCUUGGGAACGGACAGGGCCACCUUCUCGAGAAGGGUCCUCUCGAAGGACAGAAGAGCCUGGGUCCCGAGGGGACAAGGAACCUGGGUUACCCCCACCCCGCUGA